GGGCAAACGCAUGACGGCCUCCAAUGGAAAAUGGCAGUCCUCUCUUCGCAGCGGCCUCGCCCGCUGGUGCACCACCGUCGGCAGCUGCUCUGUCCACGGCGUCCACGUGGAGCGACUGCGACCGAGUUGCCCGCUGCUCCUGCUCAGUGGUGCGACGCCGGGCCCGUUCUACCACUCGCACCCGCACGAUCCGUCGCAGUUCGACCACCUCCACUUCGACAUGGCGAGCCAAGUGAGGGCCAACCUCAAAACGGUCCGCGACAUCUUGGACGCGCUUGGAGAGAAUGAGCUUCCGUUUCACCUCGAUGGCGGGUGCAUCGAGCGCAGCCGUCGCCACGCGCAGCUGCUGCACUGGGUGAGCAACCGCGGCCAGGGCUUCGCCGCCAACGCACGCGUAACGGCAGACAUCUCGCGCGCCGCUUGCAAGGAGCUGGGCAUGGGCCUCGCCACUACGCUCGCCACGUUCGAGACUUCAGGCAACGUCUCGGACCGGCGCUUCCUGAUCGAGACUUUUGCCAUGUUUGGCCUCGAAGGGGCCGAGCUUGGCCAGACCGCCGAGACGGUGCGGGUGGAUCUCGUCUCGCAGUUCGACGCCGUCGACGAGGCGGACCUCGCCCUCUUCUCGCUCUCCGCCGCGUCCGGCGAGAGAUCCGCGCCUCGCUCGGGAGAGGAGCAGGUACAUCUCGCCAUCGACAAGCUACUGCGCGUGCUCUCCACCCUCGGCGCGACCUUCGACGGCGUGGCGCUGCUCUGGAACCGCGUCGCUGACCUCGACGCGCACGAGGAGGCCGUGCUGAUGAGCCGCGCGAGGAGGGGCCUCACCCGCCCUCUGGCAGAGGCGGUGCUCGAGGUGGCCGACGCGGACCCGAACUCGCAUGCGCCCGACGGCACGCCACUCGCCAUCGAGUACAUCGUGGUGGCUCAAGUGCCAAGAAGAAGAGC
Messenger RNA from Emiliania huxleyi CCMP1516, 942 nucleotides. RefSeq lists its product as hypothetical. The annotation marks the transcript as partial. The transcript has 6 exons. The record is from RefSeq and is a predicted model, not a curated record. NCBI's taxonomy places the organism in Eukaryota, Haptophyta, Isochrysidales, Noelaerhabdaceae.